This is a messenger RNA of Malus domestica (apple), 1736 nucleotides long. Its product is annotated as probable methionine--tRNA ligase. The record is from RefSeq and is a predicted model, not a curated record. Gene Ontology annotation, molecular function: tRNA binding. NCBI's taxonomy places the organism in Eukaryota, Viridiplantae, Streptophyta, Magnoliopsida, Rosales, Rosaceae.
AACCCUAAAUCUCCCAAUUGAAUUUGCACACUCAUCUCUGAACUGAGAAAUUGUGGAGCUCUGAUUUGUGCAGGGAAGAGAUGGCAGCUAAUGCAAGCACCAGCGUAAGCAGAAAGCAGCUGAUACUAUCGGCUCUCUGCAAAUACUUCUCUCUCGAUCCUAAAUCGUUGCCGGAAAACAUCGCUGGCGAUGAAGUCACGAGCUUGUACUCAACCGUACUGAAAUCAGCCAAAAAGGACGCUGCAGGGGAAGUGAAAGAUGGGGUGGUGAAUUGGAUAAGAUAUGCAGAGGGUUUUCCUACAGAUUCCCAGGCAUGCUCUGGAGCUCUCAAAGGGUUGAAUGAAACCUUGGUUGAUGUGUCAGUGCUUUUGGGCAAUGGGUUCACCCCCUCUGAAGCUGAUGCUGUUGUGUUUGCUGCAGUGCAUUCUUCUGUGAUUGGACUUUCAAAUUCAGAUAGGCAAAAGUUGCCGCAUUUGUUGAGAUGGGUGGAUUACAUCCAGAACAAGGUGGAUUUUGGGGACAUACUUGAGAAGAUAGUGAUAGAGAAGGAUAAAUUUGAUUUUCGAAAGUUGGAUGAAUUGAUGGGAGCAAAAAAUGCAGGUAAGGUAGAAAUUGAUUCAAAUGCAAAGAAGACUGUUCAAGGCGCAAAAAGUGCAGAAAAGCCAGAGGCAGACCUGAACACAAAGAAAAGUGAUGCUGGGGUAAAGGCAGCAGGAGAUGAGAAAAUUACUUCGGAUAAGAAAGCGGAUAAGAAAGCAGAUAAGAAAGCUACUGAAGAGAAGAAAAAAUCACCAGAAACAGAGGCAGUUGAGAAAGACAAAGAAGUUAGUGUCAGUUUAUUGAAUAUACAGGUUGGCCUCGUGCGCAAAGCUUGGAAGCAUCCGUCUGCCGAUAGUUUACUGGUUGAGGAGAUAGAUGUUGGAGAAGCUAAAUUACGGCAAGUGGUCAGCGGCUUGGCAAAAUAUAUCAGUCCAGAGGAGUUGACAAACCGUCAUGUUGUGCUGAUUACGAAUGUGAAACCUGGGAAGUUACGGGAUGUGAUGUCACAAGGACUGGUGCUAUGUGCUUCUAACGAAGAUCACACCCUUGUAGAGCCUUUGCUCCCUCCACAAGGGGCUAAACCGGGGGAACGUGUAUCAUUUUCUGGGAUUGAUGGAAAGCCAGAAGAUGUUCUGAACCCAAAAAAGAAACAGCUGGACAAGAUCACUCCGCAUCUUUUCACUGACGACAAGGGCGUGGCUACCUUCAAGGGUAUUCCGUUUAUGACCUCGGCUGGGCCUUGUACAUCAUCCAUCCCCAAGGCAACCAUCAAAUGAUCAUAACUUGCCCUUACAACCAAUGUAACUCUCAUUAUUCAACGAAGUUCUCGCUCACCAUAUGGUUCUACUUAUUCGAUGUGAAGAUGUUAUGGAAUUACAGGUUAAAGAAAAUUGCUUUCAUGCCGCUUAUACUGUUAUAUCAAACGGUUUCACACGAUCAAUUUGAACCCGGAGAUGAAGUGCCGAUGUGCCAUUUCAAAUUAGGCUAGAAGGAUUCCGAGAAAAACUUGUCUGCACUUGUUUUUAGGUCGCUUGCACAUAAUUGUACGUGCAAGAGACCCGUUUUGUGAAACAGAAGUACAAACGAGCAGAGUCAAUUUCUACCUUCAUUAGGAUAAGAGGGAACCAAUCACGAGAAAUUUAAUGCGUACUGCAACGCAUUGUAUGUCUCAUUUUGAGGUAUAUUUUAUAUUAUAA